CUCUCUCGCGGCUCUGCUCCGCGGAUCAGGCCCGAGCGAGUGGGGCUCUAGCACACCGGUGUAUUAUCGGCACCGUUGCGUGUGUGUUUUGGGAUGCGAACCGGCCGCCCGCCCUGGGAUUCCUGCCGCGGCCCGACGACUGAACUCUGACGGCUUCCCCGUGUCGCCAAGCCGAUAACAACCUCGCGAGAAGGGAUCCGAUGAGAAGACCGGAGCGGUGAGCGCCCCGCAGCACCGAGCGCCGCCGCGGUGGGCCUCUUCGAUCCCGUGGCUGCUGCUCCUCCGUCGUCGACCCCACCGAUGCGCGCCGGGCCGGCCUGCCGCUGUGCGCGAUUGAACCGACGCCGGCGGCUCUAAGCAAGACCCGAGCCCCGAGGGGAAACUGUGCGCUAACCCCGGCUUCGCGACGUGACGUGCCUGUUUUGCCUGCGAUUCCCUUUCGUUACAUAUACACGCACAGCCUCGCUGCUGCUUUUCGUUUCCUCGGCCGCCUCCCCACCCCCUCUACUCGGCGUAUCCUCCCCCCCUUCCCUAAUUUUUUUUCCCGCUCGCGUUGGUGUGUGCGGUGCUCGGACGACGACGAUGGCCCGUCGAGAUCGGCCGGCAAGAAGGCCUCCUCGCAAGCCUGCGACGCCGAAACGGCAGCACCACCCCGGCGUUGCGUUCGGGAGCCGCGCGUCGACCCGUGGAGCGGCCACUGCAGCGGCGGCCUCCGGCGGCCUGCCCGAAGGCGCUAACCCUCGUUCCGAGCUCCAGCGCCGCUAAGCCUGUGCGAGCAGCCGUCUGCCGUUGGCCGUCAGCGGUCGCCGCCCGGCGGGACUCGGGCCUCACAGACGACGGCCCUGCGGGCCGACCGCCGCUACCGGGACUCGAGGGGAACCCCCGCUAGCAGAGUGUACGCUUUUAGGCCUGACUGAGAAGAAGGGGGGGAGGAGGCGGCGGCUCUCCGCCGUUUUGUGUUGUUUCUUUCCGCCCCGUCGGAGACCGGUGGCCGCGGGGGCGACGCGCGUGCCCAAGCCUCCCGGCGGCCGCGGUCCUCGCGUCGGCGUGUCCGCCCGGCGGUACCUGCCGCAGAGCACGGCCGGCGGCGCUCAAGCGGUGCGGUGACAUGGCAAGCUGGCGUCGGGCCGGGGACUGACGCGUCCCGCCGACAGCCUCCGCCGCCGGGUCGGGAGCGCCGCGUCGUCGUCGUCGGACGCGACAUCGGCGUCGUCCGUCUCCCGCGGGGUUCCAAGACGCCGCUGGGACGCGGUCCUGUCAUCGCCACCGGCUCGCUGAGCGCAAGCGGUGGCGAGCUGUUUUCGGUGCUGCAGAAACAUGGCUUCGUCGGCAGCCAGGCCUAACAUGGGCGUCGGUUCGAGCGAGCAGCAGCAGUGCUCCGAGCCCGAAGAGGAAGCCAGUCCGACGUCGGCCGCUGGCGCUGAGGGCUCCUCCUCCCAGCAGCAGGACGAACAGCAGCAGCAGCAGCAACAACAACAACAACAGCAGCAGCCGGAGUACGAGACAGGCCACGGUCACUACUUCACCAAGCGGACUUUCCACAAGCCCACGUACUGCCAUCACUGCACCGAUAUGCUCUGGGGACUCAUAGGUCAAGGGUACAUUUGCGAAGUUUGUAAUUUUGUAGUUCACGACAGAUGCCUCAAGACUGUGGUUUCUCCUUGUUCAACUAUUGCAAUCAAUGUAAUCAAAAACCCAGUGCCCCACUGCUGGACGGAAGCAGGUCACCUCAAAAGAAAAUUUUGCAACGUCUGCAGGAAACGAAUCGAAGACAACUGUGCAGUUAGGUGUGAAGUUUGUGAAUACUGUGUGCAUUUGGAGUGCCAAGACUUCAGCGUUGCAGACUGCAAACAAUGUGCUACCUAUGCUCCAAGUAGAAAUAAACCGUCGGUGAUGCAGUUCCACCACUGGCGGGAAGGCAACUUACCCGCCAAUUCCAAGUGCCAGCUGUGUAAGAAGACCUGCUGGUCGGCCGAGUGUCUGGCCGGUAUGCGCUGUGAGUGGUGUGGCGUUACGGCGCACGCCACGUGCUACCGGACCCUGUCCCAGGAGUGCAACUUCGGCGUCCUGGAGAGCAUCAUGCUUCCUCCGGCGGCCGUCAGCAUUCCGCGCACGGACGUUCCCUUGGAAACCAUCAUCGGAGUGGAGAUGCGCAGGAGAGAGACACUAGCGCGGGCCACUUACCCCAGCAUAGCAAGAAGCAUAUCGGAGGAAUUCUCAUCGACAGGGGACCUCAAAAGCAAAGAAUUUGAUGAUUAUCCGUCACCAAAAGAAAAAGAUAAAGAUGAAGAAAUAAUCAAAGUAUACGACGGUAACGCCUCAAUGAAGAGAAGGAUGUUCAGGACAAUCACUGUAUCACGCAAUGCAACUAGGGAACAAAUCAUCGGUGCUGCAUUGCGAGCAUUCCAUAUAUCUGGAGAUCCAAAGCACUACUACAUAACCGAUGUGUAUGACCAAAACGAGAAAGAACUGGGCGACUUCAUGCCGGUGCAAAGCCUGACUCGGAGGGAAGGGAAGCGGCCUGCCAUUUUCCUCAGGUAUCGACCUCCCAACCCGGACCAGGGAUACGUCAAGGUCUUCCCCGGAAAGCUCAGGUCUGCGGACAUUUACCGCGUGAUUCAAGUGACAAGUGACACGAGUGUAGAAGAAAUUAUGAUCCAGGCGCUCGAAAAAUUCGGGCUGGACUCUUCGGACAUCAACAAGUUUAGGCUAUCCGAAGUCACGCUAGACAAAGGAUCUGUUCAUGAAAGAGUGAUGGACAAUCAAGAAGGUCCUUGGGUGUUGCUUAAAAAUAUUGCCAGAGAGUCGAUACGACAGAAAGACCUGACCAGGUUCUACCUCCAGCAAAAAGAGGACUGCUACAGCUCUAGUGUUGCCCUUUUCGUUGGAAACCUUCCUCCAAAUUUAUCCCAGAGGCAGUAUGAGAAAAUUUUAGUAGACCUUUUAGGAAAACCUUAUAAAUUCAAGCAAAUAGGUCCAAUAUACUAUGAGUACGGUUCCCUGAUCAUCACCUACGACAAUGCUGACAUAGCAGUGAAGGCUUUUUACAUGCUGAGGGAGUCGAGCUUCGAAGACAAAAACCUUCUUGUCCUACUCCUGCCCAACACCAUCCCAGAAAUGAUCCCCGAAGGUGUCAGGCCGUUACUGGUAUUCGUGAACGUGAAGAGUGGAGGAUGCCAGGGCCUGGAACUGAUCACAUCCUUUCGUAAAAUGCUGAACCCUUACCAAGUGUACGACUUGGAGAAUAGUGGACCGUUACCUGGGCUGUACGUGUUUCGACACGUGCGCGACUACAAGAUCUUGGUGUGCGGCGGCGACGGCACCGUCGGCUGGGUGCUCCAGUGCCUGGACAACGUUGGCCAGGACUCCGAGUGCCAGUCCCCGCCGUGCGCCAUCGUGCCCCUGGGCACGGGCAAUGACCUGGCGCGCGUACUGCGCUGGGGACCCGGCUACACUGGUGGCGAGGACCCCCUCACUCUGCUCAAGGACGUCAUCGACGCCGAGGAGAUUCGCCUGGACAGGUGGACGGUGGUCUUCCACUCGGAUGAAAAGCCGGAGGAGAAGCCUGGCUCACUCACCAACAGCUCGGGGUCCACCUCGGAGGACAACACGGCCAUAUUCGUCAUGAACAAUUACUUUGGCAUAGGCAUCGACGCAGACCUUUGCCUCGACUUCCACAACGCCCGAGAAGAGAACCCAAACAAGUUCAACAGCAGACUUCACAACAAGGGCGUGUACGUGAAGAUGGGUCUCCGCAAAAUGGUGAGCAGGAAGACCUGGAAGGAUCUGCACAAAGAAAUCCGUCUUGAAGUGGACGGCAAAGUGGUCGACCUGCCCCCUGUAGAGGGUAUCAUUAUUCUCAACAUUCUCAGUUGGGGUUCCGGUGCUAACCCCUGGGGGCCCGAGAAGGAGGACAUGUUCUCGAAACCGACGCACUACGACGGUAUGCUCGAGAUCGUCGGCGUCACGGGGGUCGUCCACAUGGGCCAGAUUCAGAGCGGGCUGCGCAGCGCCAUCCGCAUCGCGCAGGGGGGACACUUGCGGAUACGGCUAAACACAGAAAUGCCCGUUCAAGUUGACGGCGAGCCUUGGAUCCAGGGGCCUGGCGAAGUCGUCGUGCUCCGAUCGGCCUUGAAGGCCACGAUGCUCAAGAAGAGCAAGAGCAAGAUCAGGCGCCGCAACACAGAGCCGACCAUGGUUCUGGCAAGCCUGGAAGGCCCGCCGCAGCCGCCUCCGACAACCAGCACGAGCCACACCAUGGGGCCCUUCUGAGGGGGGGGGGGAGUCUCUCUCAAUGUCUUCGUGGGACUCUUUCAGCCAGGACAGCUAAAUUUGCAGUGCGAGCGCGCCUUCGACGAAUCUUCUUUGUGCGUGCUGACGUUGCGGCAGUGACGGACCGCUAGCAUGGUGUUGGGGAGGGGGCACCCCUACGUCCUCGGGGGCCGCCUUCGCGACGCUGGCUUCCCCCGCUUUUGUCUCUCUCCAGUUUCGCUACACAGUGGGAUUCAGGGCAGUGCGACACACUGUUCCGCCGCGCAGGUCACCUCUCGUGUGAGCUCCCGCUUGGUUCCCGCAGCAGAAGUUCGUCGCUGACGGCUGUCUGUAGCAAUGCGCGAUGUGGAACUGAACAAGUGGAUAUCAGGGCGCUACAUGUGAAAACAAUUUGUAGUCACUCAUGUAGAAGAUGCUGUGGUCAGGGCUUAGUGACCUGUUCCGUCAGGACCCUGCUCGCUAUCAGACUCGCAAGUUCAGUCGGACGCCACUCUACAGGCUAAAUGCUUCGACGCAUCUCUUUGGAAUUGCUUACAGCACGUAGAGAGCUGGUGGUGGUUCUGUCAUCACCUUAGCUCAGCUUGUCACACUAUGCAAGUGCUUUAAGAUCUUGUGCUCACUCGCAGUAGCAAAGGACAAAACACAUGAGGACACAGUAGCUGAUCCAGACGUGCGCAUAAAAUAAUCUAAAGAAUACCCUGUGCUUUGGCGACCCUACACUUGCAAAAGUGAGGCACAAAGCUUGAGACCAAUGCUGCUGGUUAACCCAUCACAAUUAAAAAAAAAAGCAAAAGAAAGGAAAGCUUUCCUUCAGAACCCAGCUGUUUAUGUGCAACCGGACGUCAGCCGGCUGGAGUAGGCUGGAACGCCGCCGAUUCUGCUGAAGCUCCGAAGCUUAUUGUAUUUUUUGGCCCGUAGCCCAUCGCAGCUAUUGCGUCGCAUGCUCCGUACUAGUGUUCGAUGAAUGCUAAUCACAUUCUCUCAUUUGGUUCUUCGUGUCUCACAAGCGGAUAGCCAGCGUCUUCGCGACUGUGCUCGUAUCAUCUAAUGUUUCCUUCGUGUCUUGUCGUAUUAGUGUGUACCUCGUGGAAGUGCUGUAGAGGUCUUUGUGGCCUGAAUUCCUCGCUUCCUUUUAUUUUCUCUCUCUCUCUUUUCAACAUGAUGCGUACUGUGCCGUUCCUCUACGUCUUGCCUGGCUGAAGUACUGGGUUGAGUGGGUGAUGGGGAUCGAGCCUCGCUCGGCCUAUACACAGACGCCACUGCAGGCAAGACGUGUCUUGUGGCGCUUCCUGUUCCCUUCAAGCAUACGAGACGGCUUCCUUCUGCACCAUUAUUCUCGGUCUUUAAACUCAACCAUAUCCGAGUCAUUCCAGCCUUUGGAUGCGUACAAACUGAGAGAAAGGAUAUACCUACACCGUUCUACUUUCGCUUCGAUGUGGUUUGUUGGUCGUUCAGUGGCAUUCCGUGGGCCCGAGCGUCGAGAGGGCUCACAAAGUUACAGCACUUGCUUUUGUAGGCUAUAUACAUAUAUCCAUCUCUACAACGUGUAAAUACGGUAGCCGUUAUUACGAGGCUUUAUCCUUCAGUUCACAAUAAGUAAGCGACCGUAGCUCUAAAUAAACGUGGGCAGGGGUUUCAUUCCUUGAGGUGUAGUUGCGAAGUUUUCUAUAGAGCACGUGUUCGUACACCCUGUACCUUUCCGCAGGCUAUUCUCAAUCUAGGCAACUAGGGAAACACCCACUUUUAGCAGAAAUGUAUAUAACUAUAGACGUGUAUAACUCAAGAGCUGGUGUUGUGAUGGAAAACGUGUAACAGGCGCGCCCCUCAUUGGAAGCUAGUACCGCAUCUGGAAGGCUAUAGGUGGGCAGUUGAGCCUCGAAUUCCAGCGCAUAGUCAGCCGUCAUGACGCGUAGCCUUGUGCUUUCAGCAGUGGAACAGUACCCGAUGCACCGUUCUCGUAAAGGACACUCAUCAAGGUGUACAUUAUAACCGUGCACGGCUUUGAGAGGAACAUGUUGCACAAACGUUUUUGAUAUGCAAUACAGAAAUGCAUUUGUUUGCAGAGAGUUACCGAAGGGUUAAAAAAAAAAAAACAUGGCGUUGAGGGCAGCCCUGUUUGCACCUAUUAUACAGAACCGCCGGGAUAUUUUGGUUAGACGGCGUGUAGUAGGCUGUUUUCUAGAACGGCGCACAGUGUUGUUUUGCCGUGCUUAAAACGUUGAUGCUGAAAACUUCUUUCUCGUUCAGCUGGAAGUAUAUCUCGUGGAGAUAUUGUUUCUCAAGAACUGAUUACUAGACGUCUGUGUGUAGCUUGUCAAUGUAGGCACUCAAGGUUGCACUCAUGUACAGCCAGUCGCAAAGAGUUUGGUACUGCAUUUGCGUCUUUGAGAGGGCGAAAUAUUGCAACACGCAUGCAACACUAUAAAUUUAAAUCAAAAUUAUAUAGGGGAAAAAAGAAAAGAGAAUAAA
Molecule: messenger RNA, 6741 nt
Organism: Dermacentor silvarum
Lineage: Eukaryota; Metazoa; Arthropoda; Arachnida; Ixodida; Ixodidae
Product: diacylglycerol kinase theta-like
Exons: 20
Coding region: 1318-4272 (984 amino acids)
Biological process (GO): intracellular signal transduction; diacylglycerol metabolic process; lipid phosphorylation
Molecular function (GO): nucleic acid binding; ATP-dependent diacylglycerol kinase activity
Source: RefSeq, a predicted model, not a curated record